CGGUGUGGUGUGCACAGCGGCUGUCAUGGUUCGUCCGCUAAACUGUAUCGUCGCUGUGUCCCAGAACAUGGGCAUCGGCAAGAACGGGGACCUGCCUUGGCCGCCGCUCAGGAAUGAAUUCAAGUAUUUCCAAAGGAUGACCACAACCUCAUCCGUAGAAGGUAAACAGAAUUUGGUGAUUAUGGGUAGAAAGACAUGGUUCUCUAUUCCGGAGAAGAAUCGACCUUUAAAGGACAGAAUUAAUAUAGUUCUCAGUAGAGACCUCAAGGAACCUCCACAAGGAGCUCAUUUUCUUGCCAAAAGUCUGGAUGAUGCCUUAGAACUUACUGAGCAACCAGAAUUAGCAGAUAAAGUGGACAUGGUUUGGGUAGUGGGAGGCAGUUCUGUUUAUAAGAUAAAUAAAGAAAUUGAUGCCUCUUGUGUUUUUUCAAAGGAAGCCAUGAACAGGCCAGGCCACGUUAGACUAUUUGUGACAAGGAUUAUGCAGGAGUUUGAAAGUGACACAUUUUUUCCAGAAAUUGAUUUGGAGAAAUAUAAACUUCUCCCAGAAUACCCAGGUGUUCUUUCUGAUAUCCAGGAGGAGAAAAGCAUUAAGUACAAAUUUGAAGUAUAUGAGAAGAACAAUUAAUGUGAAGGUGUUUUCUGGUUUAUUUCAAGUUAGUUGUUCCCCCUCCCCUCCAAUUACAUAUUUUUUUAAUAUUAGAAAAAAAGACUUUUGUGACUUUAGGUCAAUGGCUAAUUAUUUGUAAGCAAUGAGAUUUUAUAAAUUAAUCUUAAGUAGACUAUAGUUAAAAUUAGUCUUAACUAUUCCAUAUCAGAUAACCAUUUAUGAAACCUUUUUUGCUAUAGCUGUAUGAUGCCCAUCAAGGACCAGCACCUACUUACGGUAGCAUAUCUUUCAAAAACCAAAGUUGAAAAAAUUCCCCGAGAGCAUGAGUUGAAACCAGGACCUAUAGAGAUAGAACUAGACAGAUUUGUCCAAAGGUCAGACAUGGAUUAUAAACAGAAGAGAUAGAACUCAGAUAUUAAAAGAAAAUUAAAAUAGAGACUUUGAAUUCUCUAUGCAUUUCAUUCACUCUUCUCAAAAAAGGUUCUGUUCACUCAGGCAAUCAGUAAGUUGAGGAAACUCUGGUAUAUUCCAUUGGGCUAGUAAAGAGGCAGGUAGGACACUGUCUUUUUGAAGGUUAAAAGAAAAGGUCUGAGACCUCUAAAAACUCUGCCUCUGAUCUUCUGUGGGAUUCCAUGGAUGUUACAAUGAUAGAAGAAUAAAGUUGAUCUUUACAAAAAAGAGUGAUUUAAAACAAGCACAUGGCUAAAAUUAGAAAUUAAAAAGGUAGUGAAAUGAAACUAGAUAAUGCAAGAAACCAAAAUUAUGAAGUUGGAAACAAAAUUAAACUUCACUGAAUUAAAAAGUGAAAAUUAAAACAUGUUUUCCUACCAUGUUAGCAAAGAUUUGGAUUUGUUAGGUAUCCAAAGAAAGGGCAUUUUUUGCCUUGUAAAUUAAUACAACUUUUUUAGAGUUUAAGUUAACAAUAUCAAUUAAAAUUAAAAAUAUUCUGGGUUUGGACCCAGAGCUGAGUUUCUACUUCUAAAUAUUAAUCCUGAACAACAAAGAGAUAGACCCAAGAGAAUUUGUUGCACUGAGAAUUUUUUCCAACUUGGAAACAGGGCUACCUGGGUGGCUCAUUCGGGUAAGCAUCAGACUCUUGAUCUCAACUCAGGUCACGAUCUCACAGUUCAUGAGAUCAAGCCACAUCGGAUUCUGCACCGACAGCACAGAGCCUGCUUAAGAUUCUCUGUCUCCUCUGCACUGCUCCCCUUGCCAACUCACACACGUGCACUCUCUCUCACAAAAUAAAUAAACUUAAAAAAAAAACUUAAAAAAUAAAACUUGGAAACAGCCCAAAUGACAAUCAAUAAAGAAAUAACCAACCAAUAUGUCUGUAGAAUUUAAUAUUGUCUGUAACAGUUAAAGAGAAUGAGGUACUGACAGAAAAAUGCCAAAGACUGUUAGAUAAAAGAAGCGAUUGUGUAUCAUACCUAAAAAAUUUACUGAUGGUAUAUAGUAUGUGUAGGAAAAUGUAUGCUGAAACUGUCGACAGUAUCAGAGUUGAGCAUGUUAUUUUAUGAAUUAGGUAUGCCUAUUGUAAUUAGAUUUUUUUUAAGUAUUAUGUGGUUGAUUUCAUGAACAAUUAACAUAAUAAUUGAGCCCCUUAUGUUCAGCAGUAAAAUUAGAAUAUAGAAAUCAAGAGUAUAAAGGAAUUUACUAAAAUCUUCCAAAGAGGGGAAAAAAAAAACAUCACAGACAAGAAAAGGAAUCCAUACUGCAUGAGACUUACAAUCCUUAAGAAAACAGUGGAGCUUUCUGCAAGGAACAUAAUCAGCAAACUAUUAGUACAGGUAUCUAGAACUUUUAGGACUCAGAUACUUAGAAAGAAGCAAGCCAUCUAGAGAAGAGGAAACCCAAAUAGCCAAUAAAUACAUGCAAAGAUAAAUAUUCCCACUAGUAACUGAGAAAAUGCAAAUUAAAACUGCAGUAAGGUACCAUCCCACAUACUCAGAUGUGGCAUUCUCACCAACACUUGACAUUGUCAGCUUUUUACCAUGUUUGUUGGCAAUAUUUAUUCAGGAUGAAGAAGCACAUACCCUUCAACCUAACAGUUGUACUCAUGGAUAAAUACCAAGAGAAAUCCUUCCAUGUUGCUAUCUAGAAAUUUGCAAAAGAAUGUAGCAGCAACCCAAAUGGACUAAAGGACUUAAGUCUGGUAACUAUUUGGGGACAAUAUGAGAGGAAAAGUGGGGAUAGCUGUCUAACUGCUAAAUCCUCAUUGACAUAUCAGGAAAUCACUAAUAUGUAAAGUAACAAAUCAAGAUGUGAUCAAUUAUUUGAGAAAAAACAACAGAAGAAACUGUUAAAAGCCAUUAAUCUGGAGAGUUGGGAGGGUGUGGGGCAGGAGACUGCUCAGGUUUUUUAUAAACUUUAAGAGUCUAAAAAUAAUAUACAUUAAUACAUGCAUUCAUUUGAAAAAUGACCAAAAUAGUUAACUGGAGGAAAGAAACCAACAUGAACAUAACUACCAGAAGGAAGAGCUAAGAGGAUGAAAAUGCUUGCCAAUGAAAAGGACAUUGGAGGUUGGGGGGAGAGAGCAGGAGACUACUGUUUUCACUGCAAGACUUUUGGGAUCUUGAUUUUAUUUAACCAUUUUCAUGUAUUUAGUAAAAAUUCUUCCUUUAUAAGUUGCUAGUUUGUAAGUGCUGACCUCCUGAUACUCCUUGAACACCUCACAUAAAAUUUCAGACUCUUAAUGGCAAUUUAUCCCCAGAGUCCACUUAAAAAUGUAAAGAAGAAAACAUAAUUAGCCAAGGGUCACACAAAAUUGCAAAGACCGAUUGCUAGAAAACCAUCAGGCUUUCUCUCGUGGUGCCUGGUUUGUUCAUUUUCAAGACAAAUGCAAGUCUUCUUUUUUCCACAUUGAUUUAUAAAACAGCACUGUCAAGUGUUGAUAAUUGGAGGCUAAAAUGUAAAUAAUAAAACAUGAACAUGUGUUCUAAAUAUUCAGGUUAGCCCAUUUUAUGUUUCUGUGAGGUUGAAAUUAUGUAACAUACCCAUGUCCUAAUAAAUGUUUCUCAAAAUGUCCUCCCUAGUACACCUGUAUGAGGGAUGGGUCCCAGAAUCUGCAGAGUAAACAACACCCCCAGAUGAUUCUAAAGCGUAUCCAAGGAUGUAAAUCACUGAGUUAGAGUGCUUAUGCCCUCCAAGGGGAAAACAAAAAAAAAC
Herpailurus yagouaroundi (jaguarundi) is the source of this 3778-nucleotide messenger RNA. RefSeq names its product dihydrofolate reductase (gene DHFR). The transcript has 6 exons. The record is from RefSeq and is a predicted model, not a curated record. Gene Ontology annotation, cellular component: mitochondrion. Lineage: Eukaryota; Metazoa; Chordata; Mammalia; Carnivora; Felidae. Bases 26 to 628 code for a protein of 200 amino acids. Gene Ontology annotation, molecular function: dihydrofolate reductase activity; NADP binding. Gene Ontology annotation, biological process: tetrahydrofolate biosynthetic process; dihydrofolate metabolic process; folic acid metabolic process.